Messenger RNA from Cylicocyclus nassatus, 493 nucleotides. The record is from the annotation of a GenBank genome assembly. NCBI's taxonomy places the organism in Eukaryota, Metazoa, Nematoda, Chromadorea, Rhabditida, Strongylidae.
GCAACACUCAAUUCUCUGCGAAUUCUAGUGAAAGUACGACUAUUACGAAAUCAGUUGAUAGAGCAUCUUUCCGAUUGGAUAAACAAUGAAAGGCAGCAGUGUAAUCACCAUUAGGUUAAUCAUGACUAAGAUCCGGGCUCGAGAUCUUCGCAAUCAUAAGAAGGAUGAUCUCAUCAAGAUGUUGGUCGAGCAGAAAACCGAGCUUGCUUCCCUCAGGGUAUCCAAAGUAACUGGAGGAGCUGUAGCUAAGCUUUGCAAAAUCCGUGUCGUUCGAAAAACUAUCGCUCGAAUUUUGACGGUGAUCAACCAGAACUACAAGCAGGAGCUUCGCAAGUUUUACGCCGGUCACAAGUAUAAGCCUAUUGAUCUGCGCAAAAAGCAAACUCGUGCCAUCAGGAGACGCCUUACCAAGCAUGAGCAGAGUUUGAAGACGAAGAAGCAGCAGCACAAAGAGCGCGCUUUCCCGCUCAGGAAGUACGCUGUCAAGGCCUGA